This is a messenger RNA of Pocillopora damicornis (cauliflower coral), 430 nucleotides long. RefSeq lists its product as uncharacterized. The record is from RefSeq and is a predicted model, not a curated record. Lineage: Eukaryota; Metazoa; Cnidaria; Anthozoa; Scleractinia; Pocilloporidae.
AUGGAGGCUGCUGGAACUAGCUGUAAAUUGGACGAAAUGAUAUCCUCAUUCAAUAUAGCAGAGCAGGUUAUGCCAAAACUUGAUCUUGUAUUAGAGAAACUAGGAACAGUAGAAUCCAAACUUGGAAAAGUAGACUCCAAACUUGAAGAACUUGAGAACCAUGUUAAAUCUGUGGAUGUUAAACUAAGCCGCGUGGGAAUCCAAGAAAUAGGCACAGAGGAAGACACGAGGGAGGUUUCGGUCGACUUUUUGGGUACAGAGCUAGGUUUGAAAGAUGCUGAUGGAUUAGAAUUUCAAAGAGUACAUCAGAUUGGAAAGUGGGACCCCUCCAAUGGAAAACCCAGACAGAUUAUUGCAUGUUUCCUGAGAUACCCUGAUCUAGAGAAGGUCAUGUUUAAUGCCAGAAAUCUAAAGGAAAAGACUUUCUCAG